GAUGCACUUGUUGAACCGCUUGUUUUAAUCUCAAGUCAUUGGUGAUUGUCUACAAACUUGCUACUUUCAGCUUCCUAUGGAUAUCAUGGAUUAUCUUCAAUGUAUAACUUUGUUUUAAUUUUUGGUGGUUUUAUUCCUUGUAUAUUGAUGAUACAUUCUUUGUGGCUCCUUGGAAGAUGUCUGGAUGUUACUACUGUUAUCUUUCAGAUUUCUUUACUCGUUAAGCAUAUUAGAAUAUACUCCACAUAAAACAAAGUCUUAAGUACAAUAUUAUACUAGAAGAAGGUACACAUUUUUUAAAGACCAAGCUUCAAAGUAAAUGGACUGGUUGAUGGGGAAAGCUAGAGGGGUAAGUCGUGGCUUCAUGCAUACCCCUCCCAGCAUCGUAUCUUCGGCUGCAACAGAACCUAUUCCCAUCGUUCAUCAUAACCACUGUGUCUCUCCGACCGGUACUCCGCCAUUGAGUACAAGUAGUGUAAGUGUUGAAACUGAUAGCAGACGUUCUCCUGUUCCUGUGAAAGAGUAUUCAGCAAACGAAUCUCGCGGCGGCCUAGCUGUAAAGCUACGUGCCCCUUCACCUCUAUCCGUAAACGUACAAGUUUCUCAGGUGUCGGGUAAGUGUUCGCAAUCACCUGGGGUAUCUGUAGAAACAGAAAUUCACGCUGAUCCUAAAACUCCAAUGUACAUGAAAAAUGUUUAUGUUUCCCAGCAAUUACCCAUAUUUUUGGAUUCAUCUUAUCCUGAAUUCUGUGAUAUUGUAGAGCCAUUUCCAGCUAUGGAUACGAAUGAGUGGCUUGCUGCACACACAAUUGCAUUGUUUGACAAUAUUAGUAUAAUAUAUGACGCCAUAUACGAGCUCUGCGGUUGCCGAAGCUUGUGGGAGUCCUUGGAAGAUUCAGGAAUCCACAACAUUGUCUCCUCAUUGUUACUGGAAAUUUCAAAUAGUUCGCUUGGUGUGCAAAGCGAAGACGAUCGCGGCAAAAAAAACAAAAGUCUCAUUGUAGGCUCCAUCUCACAAUACAGUAGAAUUUCAGCUCGUCAAGCUAUUGAUGGUGCUCUAUCUUCUUGCCAUGACCUUAUUCAAUGCCCUCGUUUAUUUCCUAUACGAAAUGGUGAACCGUUUCCUUCUGAUUUGCCUCAAUAUGUUUCCGUUAUAUGCAAAAAUAUACUGGUGUGUAUAGUUCAUAUGUAUGUUGCACAUUUCAAUCAUCUAGAUCAACUUGAGUUAAUACCUCAUAUGAAUACCCUAGCCAGACAUUUCUUCGCAUUUAGCAAAAGAUUUUCACUUGUUGAUGAUAAGCAGUUGGAUGCUUUGGCGUGUUUCAGUCAUACAGCAUUUAGUUCAAAUAAUUGAGUAGCUGUCGUUAUGGGCAUCAUAAAAGUGCAUUUCAAAUAAAAUCCCUACGCGUGCAGUUAGUCGUCUCUUAUGUGACGUUGAUACCACCGUCGUUAUAAAUAAAUUUUGAAUAGCAAACUUCACUAUGCAAACCAACUUUAGACCCUUUCAUGCGCUACAUUUUUAUAGAGAACUCCGUUCCACUAUUUAUUGUAUUGCAUUAUGUUGUAAUAAAACUGUUCUGAUCUUGGAGACUUGUUUGUUGCUUUAUUUCAUUCCACUAAAUGAAAGUCUAUUUUAGUUCGUGGCACUAAUUCCUAGUUGUGUGUUCAUUCUUUUUAAGUUUUAAAUGAGUCAUUGGUUUUGUGUAAUAAAUGUAAAAUAAUAGUUGAAUUUCUAAUAGCAUAUCACCAAACACCUCCAUUGAUGUGUAAUGUUACUGAAUAACUUGUACAUUUCUCGUUGUUUUUUAAAGGCUUCGUAUCGUUUUGUUUCGUUUAUAUUUGCUUUGGGUUGAAUUUAAACAAUAUUAGACUGAUUAUGAAAUGUAAUUUUGUUCAACGGUACUGUUUCGUAGCUUCUCGUAUGAUCUUGAAAAUUUGUAACGCAUGAAAUCGUUCCGACUUAAAAUACAGGUUGUUAUAUGUGUU
Schistosoma spindalis is the source of this 1986-nucleotide messenger RNA. The record is from the annotation of a GenBank genome assembly. NCBI's taxonomy places the organism in Eukaryota, Metazoa, Platyhelminthes, Trematoda, Strigeidida, Schistosomatidae.